Messenger RNA from Didymodactylos carnosus, 1107 nucleotides. The record is from the annotation of a GenBank genome assembly. Lineage: Eukaryota; Metazoa; Rotifera; Eurotatoria; Philodinida; Philodinidae.
AUGGCAGAAUCUGUUUUAUCGUUUUUUGAGUUGCCGUUGUUGACACAAGAAAAAAUCUUGAAAUAUUUACCUUAUAGUGAACUUAGUCGAAUACGGAUUGUCUCAAAGCGUAUGCAUCAUUUAUGUAGUGGUAUUUUAAAUCGAUCCUAUUAUUUAUUAGAACCAUUUAUCCAAGAACUUCAACGUAGUAUCAAAUCUAAAUUACCACGACGAGAAUCGGAAAGACACAAACAUCCAUUGUCAUAUAAAUUUGAUACAAUUUCAUCAUUAGAUUCAAGAAUACAAUGGUUAAAACUAACAUUUAAUUCAGCGAUUGGAAAUGGUUUAUGUUGUUUUUAUCCUGGAAAACUUCUCGAUGAAAUAUAUAUUGUCAUACGUCAUUUACAAUUACAACAAAUAUGUCCAAAUCCGAGAUCAAUUUUGCAAGAAGUAAGAGAUAUGUCAUCAAUGGCUAUUGAACAUUUUCGAGAACACAUUGAACCCAAAUUACAACAAACCAAACUUAUGCCAUUAACAAAUUCAUUAGGAGUAAAUAGUUCCUUUUCACUAUUCUCGACACCGACAUCAACAUCGGUCUCAUCAUUGAGACAUCAACUGGCACCACAAUUGCGAAAACAUCAUACUAUGUUAAAGUCAUCAAAUGCAUUGUUACGUGAACAAAUCAAUGUUCUUAGAAAAUCUGUUCAACAACAAAACAUGCUGAUUUGCAGUAAAAACUAUCAGUUGGGAUUAUGUCGUCGAUUAUUACAAUAUCGAACACGAUCAGUUUUAAAACAAAGUUAUCGUAUUAAACGUUUAGAAAAAAAUCUUGUACAAACAAAUCAUAUUUUAAACGAAACACGUCAAAAGUUUGAUCAAUUUUUGGUAUUAUACAAUAGUAACAGGGACAAUAGUAAUAGUCGAGAAGAUAAUGAUACAACGGCUAAUAAUAAUGAUAAUAAUGACAAUGAGCAAGAAAAAAACUCAAUAACGUUAAAACAUAAAAAUGAUGAUGACGAUAACGACGACAAAACCGAUGAGAUUAUUUAUUGCUCGACGGAUGAACAAGAAGAGAGACGAAAUUGUUUUACAAUGACAAAAAAUAAUCGAAAACGACAGAAAUUAUAA